CCAGAGCUGUUUCUGAAACGAGGCUACUAGGCCUAGUCAAGGGUAAAGGUAUCUGUGCAAUGCUUCGUAUAGAAAAUGACUUCAAAAGUGUUAAGAACCCUUAUACUUGGUGCCCCUGGCUGUGGAAAGGGAACGAUAGCAAGUAGAAUCGUAAGAGAUUAUGGAUUACUGCAUUUAUCUAGUGGUGAUCUACUUAGAGCUCAGAUAGCAGCAGGGACAAAAGCGGGCAACGAAGCGAAAAACUACAUCGAUGCCGGCAAUCUUGUGCCAGAUGGACCAAUGAUUGAUCUUAUUGUCGCUGAAUUGAAAAAGUUGCAGAAGAGCUGGCUACUGGAUGGGUUUCCAAGAACUGUGGUACAGGCAGAGGCCCUUCAAAAACAUCACGCCUUAGAUCUUGUCUUGAAUCUUGAUGUACCAUUUGCAACAAUCAGAGAAAGGCUAGAGAUGAGAUGGAUACAUGCACCAUCUGGAAGAGUUUAUCACACUGAAUGGAAUCCUCCAAAGAAACCUGGUCUUGAUGAUGUUACUGGAGAGCCCCUUAUACAACGAGAUGAUGAUAAGCCUGAGACUGUCACUGCUCGUCUUCAAAACUAUGAAAGACUGACUUCUCCAGUUCUAGAAUUUUAUGGGAAACUUGGAAUUUUGCAAUCUUUUCAUGGCGCAGAAUCCAAUGUGAUAUAUCCAAAGAUGCAGGAAUUCUUGAAUGAAUUUAUGAAAAAAUAUACCUGAAGGUUUUCACAUAGGUCUUGAUAACUUUUUUGAAGAACAUUUACACCUGUUGUAAUAGAUACACUUACAUUUCACACAGACAACACACCUGAUGGGGCAAUCAUACUGAGGUCUAUGGAAAUUAAUAUGCAUUUUUUAUAUUAAUUCCUUAUUAAAAAUGGGUUAAUUGUUUGAUUAAUAUUUUAUAAUAUCAUUCUUCAAACAGUUUUCAAUAUUUUUAUGCUGGCUGCUAUCAUUGUUCUGUAAUUAAUUUUUUUCAGU
Messenger RNA from Rhopilema esculentum, 990 nucleotides. RefSeq names its product GTP:AMP phosphotransferase AK3, mitochondrial. Lineage: Eukaryota; Metazoa; Cnidaria; Scyphozoa; Rhizostomeae; Rhizostomatidae. Gene Ontology annotation, biological process: nucleobase-containing compound metabolic process. The record is from RefSeq and is a predicted model, not a curated record. Gene Ontology annotation, cellular component: mitochondrion. Gene Ontology annotation, molecular function: AMP kinase activity; ATP binding.